CGCAAGAUUCAUUCGGGCAACUGAUAAAAAGCUGCCGGCAGAAAAGUUGAAAGGGAGUCACACGGAUGGGCAGCCUGCCCACGCUUUGAUGCCGCUAAUCUAAUUGAGCUCAACUUUCUACUACAGAACACGGUGCCAAUUCGCCGGAGAAAGCAAGAUGUUGGAGUUGAACUUCCAAUGAAAAUCCGACAAACAAACACUCUAGAUCCGGUUGUCGCAGAAGUACCUGUCAUUCACAAUAAGACAAGUUUAAUUGCAUAUCAUCGGACCACUGCUUUGGCAAAAAUCCCAAGAUUGGUUCGCUAUAUUGACAAUGUGGUUGCACGGUCAAAUUCGAAGAUCAUUAUUUUCGCACACCAUAAAAUAGUCUUGGAUGCUAUUGAAGAAAAUGUUGCGGGAAAUGACAUCGAUUACAUUCGCAUUUUGAUGGAAGCACUAAACCAAGCGAUAGACAGCGACUAUGCAACAGUUUUCAAGCCCAAGAAUCCACAUGGUCGCGUUUUUACGCUCACUUUCAAACGCGUAUUACAACACCAGUGAGGUGUCUGCUCAAGAGGCAACUUACAACAUCCUCCAGCUGCCUAUGUCAGUAUGCAGCGACGCUGUGACGUUAAUACCGA
Messenger RNA from Zychaea mexicana, 620 nucleotides. RefSeq lists its product as uncharacterized. Lineage: Eukaryota; Fungi; Mucoromycota; Mucoromycetes; Mucorales; Lichtheimiaceae. The record is from RefSeq and is a predicted model, not a curated record. Gene Ontology annotation, biological process: replication fork processing; DNA repair. The coding region runs from base 178 to 540 and encodes 120 amino acids. Gene Ontology annotation, cellular component: nuclear replication fork. The transcript has 4 exons.